AGGGCACGGCGGGGGCGCCUGCGCACAGCGGCGCGGCGCGGCGAGAUGGCGGACAAAGAAAAGAAGAAGAAGGAGAGCAUCUUGGAUCUGUCCAAGUACAUAGACAAGACGAUCCGCGUGAAAUUCCAGGGAGGCCGCGAAGCCAGUGGAAUCCUGAAAGGGUUCGACCCGCUCCUCAACCUCGUGCUGGACGGCACCAUCGAGUACAUGAGAGACCCCGAUGACCAGUACAAGCUGACAGAGGACACGCGGCAGCUGGGCCUGGUGGUGUGCAGGGGCACCUCCGUGGUGCUCAUCUGCCCUCAGGACGGCAUGGAGGCCAUCCCCAACCCCUUCAUCCAGCAGCAGGACGCCUAGCGCUCGGGGUGGCCGGCACGCUGCUUCCCCGGACUCUGCAGGGCUGCCCUCCCACCUUACUGGCCACCCACAGGACCGGAACUUUCCUUUUUGUAUAGAUUGUGUUUUUGUUUUCUUAAUAAAACUGCAAACCUCAA
Messenger RNA from Camelus dromedarius (Arabian camel), 494 nucleotides. It is a transcript of the gene LSM7, whose product is annotated as LSM7 homolog, U6 small nuclear RNA and mRNA degradation associated. The transcript has 4 exons. Gene Ontology annotation, molecular function: RNA binding. Gene Ontology annotation, cellular component: Lsm1-7-Pat1 complex; catalytic step 2 spliceosome; U12-type spliceosomal complex. The record is from RefSeq and is a predicted model, not a curated record. Bases 46 to 357 code for a protein of 103 amino acids. Gene Ontology annotation, biological process: nuclear-transcribed mRNA catabolic process; mRNA splicing, via spliceosome. Lineage: Eukaryota; Metazoa; Chordata; Mammalia; Artiodactyla; Camelidae.